AAACAUUUUGAAAAUUGAAAUUUUAAAAUACUCUAGCAAUAUGGCGACGGCUACGAGUGACUUUGAGCCAUGGCUAACUGAAAAGUUAAGAUCGUUGAAAACUGACGAAGGAGUUUUCGGAUCAUACAUAUCAGGUAUUUUAGAAAGUGAAGACAGUGUGGAUGAAAAAAAAGAUGCUUUAGAAGGCAUACUAUCUGAGAUAGUGGAAAAAGACAUUUCAACACACAUAGACGAGAUAAUUGAAAAAUGGGAGUCAUGUCGACCGAAGGAAGAAACCCCAAAACCCGUGACAGACGUAGAUGUGAGACUAGCCCAGUUGUUAGAAUCUCAAGCUCCAUCCACAACGACACGACGAGAGUAUACAGAUGAAGAGAAAAAAAUUCGCGAAGCUAUAUUGUCACAAUAUAGCCAACUUUCUGACAAUGAGGAAGAUGUUGCGAAUGAUGAAGAAACUGCUAGUCCGGACUUAGUUAAGAAUACAAAUGCAGCUGAUGUGCAUGCAGCAGCUCGUGAACGCCGUGAACAGGCUCGGCUUGAUGCCCAGAAAAAGAAAGAAAAGGAUAAGGAAGACAGAGAAAAACAAAAGCAACUAAAGGAGGAGAAAAAGGAAAAGCGCAAGACACAAAAAGGUGAAAGGAAAAGGUAGCAAAACAAAUGUAAAAUACUUGGCUGACUGUUCAAGAUUGCUUUGUGAAUAUGAUGUUAAAAUCUUGUUAAUAUUGCUCAAUAUUGCACAAAUGCAAACUGGACAUUCAUAUACCCAUGUGUCUUAGUAUGAUUAAUGUAUUCUAAUAUAAAGCAAUAACUUCAGUUUUGUUUAGUAUAAAGAGAAUGGUCAUAGUAACUAGAUAUUUCCAUGAAUCAAAAGGCAUAAUUUUUUUAGUGAUGAUACAAUUUUCAAUUAAAAUAUUUCUAUUUCAUGUGGACAUGUCACAUGAUACAAAAAUAAUUUUAAAGUAUUUAAACCCAACAAUGUGCACUUAUACUAGUAUAAAUCAUUUUUAAUAACCCAUGGAGUGCUGUGCUGGAACAUGGAUCCAUGUGAGACAGUCAUGUGGUUAAUUAGUACUAUGUUUUUAAAAUUGAAUGUUAUCUAUUUGUAAAUUGUGCUUUAUAAUACUCUUGAUUAGUAAACAUUAUAAAUUAGAAGAUUUUUAAUGGAAAUUAAAAUCACACUUAAAAGUAAUAAUGAAGAUGGAUGACAUCUUUGCAAUGUUUUGUUUAAAUUAUUAAUUGUUAAAAUCAAUCACGAAUUAAAAUGUUAUUUUAUAUUAAUAUCUUGUCUACUUGUUCCUAAGAACAUUAAAUGCGAGACAAGUUGCUAUGACCAAUUCCAAAUUUUUUAUUAUUAAGUUUUGGUAUUAUUUUGAACUGGUAUUUAGUUUGUAUGUUAAUUCAAUAUUUCAAAGCUACCUAACACCAAUGUGUCUCUUAAAUUGUUAGGAUUUUUUAGAAGUGUUGUUAAAAUUGUAAUAAUGUGUAAUAUAAUUUGGCAUUUUAUAGGUAACUACUUUGAUAUGAGCUAAAACUAGGAAUAUAUCAUGUUAUUAAAUUAAAAUGUAUUUAAUAAUACAACAUGGUUUUUAUAGUGAUGAAAUUGAACUAGGUAUAUUAUAUCUUUGAAACAGUGAUGUUUAAAAGAUUGACUCAAAUAUAUCAGAACACAUUUAAUCUGCAUUAUUACAGUAAUAAAAAGUAUUUCUAUGUUAAACCAAUAUGUAUAUCAAACAGGUGCACAUAAUACAGGCAGUAUGCUUUUUGUUUCUCUUUCACACUAAAAGCAUACUGUCCUGUAAAAUUAUUUAUUUAUUCUGGUUAUGCUCUUUGCAUUUCAAAUAUGCUUUUUAGUCAUUACUAUAAUAGUUGUUAUUUAUUAUGAUGCCGUACAUGUGUAAUAUUUUAAUAAAAUCACAUGUGCAAGUGA
Messenger RNA from Spodoptera frugiperda (fall armyworm), 1924 nucleotides. Its product is annotated as coiled-coil domain-containing protein 43. Bases 41 to 646 code for a protein of 201 amino acids. NCBI's taxonomy places the organism in Eukaryota, Metazoa, Arthropoda, Insecta, Lepidoptera, Noctuidae. The transcript has 4 exons. The record is from RefSeq and is a predicted model, not a curated record.